UAGCAUUAUUCUCCAUCUCUCUCGCCCGCCCUCUCCCUCCCUCUCCUGUUUCUCUGGGUUGGAGUUCCAGUCUGAUAACUGUCAGGUUGUGUGAAUUGCAAAUUUCAAUAAUCCUGCGGAUUCAGGAUGCAUUGCAAAGUGAUCACCUAAAGUCAAAGGAAUGUGGGUCCUACAGUUAUCCACAACAUUACUAUCUGGGUUACCACUUCUGUAAUUUUGAUCAUCUUGCAGAGAAUUCUCUGAAAUUAUUUGCAGUAGUUUUUUUUUUUUUUUUUUUGGUGGAUGAGAGGAUGGAAAAGGGCAUUUUUUUGUUACCAACUUAUCGAGGAAACAUGCCUGAGAAGAAGAUACUGGAGAAUGGGUUUGCUGAAAGAGAUUACGAGCAUUCGGAUUCUUCACUUGAAAAGGUCGACCCUGGGAAGCCUGCAUCGCUGACAUGGCAACGAAAAUUAAACAGCAAGGGCAGUGCACCUUUGCCAUUCACUCUAAGUUUAAAAGAGAUAAUUCAUUUGGCUCCAAUAGGUAUUCGCCUAUGGCGUCAUAUACGAGAAGAAGCUGCUAACGAAAGGGAGGGCUUCAUUGAUCCAUUUGCGAAGCGCUCUCUAACGUCUAGUCAUGGUGUCCCACUUGGUGGUAUUGGGGCAGGAAGCAUCGGAAGAAGUUACAGUGGUGAUUUUCAGCGGUGGCAGCUGUUCCCUGGAAGAUGUGAAGAGAAACCUGUUUUAGCAGAUCAAUUUUCUGUAUUUGUUUCCCGCACCAAUGGUGAAAAAUAUUCUACUGUGCUCUGUCCGAGGAGCCCAGAUGAUCUGAAAGAAAGUCAAGUUUCAGGGAUUGGAUCUUGGGACUGGAAUCUGAAAGGGGAUAAUUCUACAUAUCAUGCCCUUUUUCCAAGGGCUUGGUCUGUUUAUGACGGUGAACCUGACCCAGCUCUCAAAAUAGUCUGUCGUCAAAUUUCACCUUUUAUUCCCCAUAAUUACAAGGAGAGCAGCCUGCCUGUUUCAGUUUUUACUUAUACGCUAUAUAAUUCUGGGAAGACUUCAGCUGAUGUCACACUGCUUUUCACCUGGGCAAAUUCUGUUGGAGGGCUUUCUGGAAUUUCUGGUCAUCACUCCAAUUCAAGAGCAUUGAUGAAGGAUGGCGUGCAUGGCGUACUUCUACAUCACAAAUACAGGACUGCAAAUGGGCUGUCCCCAGUGACAUUUGCAAUAGCAGCACAGGAGACUGAUGGUGUUCACGUAUCAGAGUGCCCUUGCUUUGUGAUAUCUGGUGACUCAAAGGGUGUCACAGCUAAGGACAUGUGGAGUGAGAUAAAAGAGCAUGGAUCCUUUGAUCGUCUUAAUUCUGCAGAAAUGCCAUUACCUUCAGAACCCGGAUCAUCUAUUGGGGCAGCCAUUGCUGCGUCUGUGGCAGUUCCAUCUGGUGAAGUACGUACUGUAACAUUUUCAUUGGCAUGGGAUUGCCCAGAAGCAAAAUUUAGGGGUGGGAAGGCGUAUCACAGGCGGUACACUAAAUUUUAUGGAACACAUGGGGAAGCUGCUGCAAAUAUUGCUCAUGAUGCCAUUCUUGAGCAUCGCCAUUGGGAAUCCCAGAUUGAAGCAUGGCAAAGACCAGUUCUUGAGGACAAGAGACUUCCAGAAUGGUACCCUGUCACUCUGUUCAAUGAGCUAUACUUUCUAAAUUCCGGGGGCACAGUUUGGACAGAUGGAUCACCUCCAGUCCAUAGCUUAAGAAGUAUUAUAGAAAGGAAGUUUUCCCUUGAUAAGUCCUCAUUAGGUUUGAAAAGCGUCAUUGAUGCACCCGAGCAAAAUGAUACUGCUAUCGACAUUCUUGGAAGGAUGACAUCAACACUUGAGCAAGUUCACACGCCCAUAGCAGCAAACUCUGCAUUUGGAACAAAUCUCCUUCAGGAGGGAGAAGAAAACAUUGGUCAAUUCCUUUAUCUUGAAGGAAUUGAAUAUCAGAUGUGGAAUACUUACGAUGUCCAUUUCUACUCAUCUUUUGCACUAGUCAUGCUAUUUCCAAAACUUCAACUCAGCAUCCAACGAGACUUUGCAGCAGCAGUAAUGAUGCACGACCCCAGUAAGAUGAGACUUCUCUGUGAUGGAAGGUGGGUCCAACGAAAGGUUCUUGGAGCUGUUCCUCAUGAUAUCGGCCUCCAUGACCCCUGGUUUGAAGUAAAUGCUUAUAACCUGUAUAACACAGAUAGGUGGAAAGACUUGAAUCCCAAGUUUGUUCUCCAAGUUUACAGGGAUGUGGUUGCCACGGGUGAUAAGAAGUUUACAGAAGCCGUUUGGCCCGCUGUUUAUGUUGCAAUGGCUUAUAUGGAACAAUUUGAUAAAGAUGGAGAUGGAAUGAUCGAGAAUGAUGGCUUCCCAGAUCAGACUUAUGAUACGUGGUCAGUCUAUGGUGUGAGUGCAUAUAGUGGUGGGCUGUGGGUAGCAGCAUUGCAGGCUGCAUCAGGCAUGGCACGAGAAGUAGGUGACAAGGGUUCAGAAGUUUAUUUUUGGCAAAAGUUUCAGAAGGCAAAAGCCGUGUAUGCGAAAUUAUGGAAUGGAUCUUACUUUAAUUAUGACAACAGUGGUCAAGCUUCUAGUUCAUCAAUUCAAGCUGAUCAACUGGCCGGACAAUGGUAUGCCAGAGCAUGUGGUCUUUUGCCAAUUGUUGACGAAGACAAGGCACGAAGUGCACUGGAAAAGAUUUAUAAUUACAAUGUCCUAAAGUUUGAGGAUGGAAGACGAGGGGCUGUUAACGGGAUGCUACCUAAUGGAAAGGUUGACAUGUCAACAUUGCAGUCAAGAGAAAUAUGGUCCGGAGUUACAUACGCUGUAGCUGCAUCGAUGAUUCAGGAAGAUGCAAUUGAUAUGGGAUUUCAUACUGCGGAGGGAAUUUAUGAAGCUGGAUGGUCCAAAGAAGGACUUGGAUACUCUUUUCAGACUCCUGAAGCUUGGACCACCAGCGGUGAAUACAGAUCUUUAGCUUACAUGCGCCCUCUGGCGAUUUGGUCAAUGCAGUGGGCUUUAACAAAACCACCGUUGUUCAAGCAGGAGACGGAAUUAGAAGUGGAUGAAGUUAUUUUGCUUAGGCACAAGGCUGGAUUCUCGAAAGUGGCUCAGCUUCUAAAGUUGCCACCCGAGGAAUCAUCAAGAAGUAUUUUGCAGACUGUUUUCGAUUAUACCUGCAAGAGGAUGUGGCUGUGAGUGAAAUUUCUGCCCGCGUAUAGCAUCUUGAAUCGUGAUUCUUGUAAUAAAUCGAUGUUUAUACCACAUAUUGGUGCUGUACAUUCAAUAAGAAGAAAACCAGUUUGAUUAGAAGGUAUUUGCGUAUAUUACCAUUCUAUAAAUCUCCUAAGUUGUAUAAAAAGAUCUGCAACUUCCUUGUGCUCUUCAAUUUUCCUUAUAAAUUUUGGAUCCAACUUUUAA
Molecule: messenger RNA, 3419 nt
Organism: Pyrus x bretschneideri (Chinese white pear)
Lineage: Eukaryota; Viridiplantae; Streptophyta; Magnoliopsida; Rosales; Rosaceae
Product: non-lysosomal glucosylceramidase
Exons: 21
Coding region: 291-3197 (968 amino acids)
Biological process (GO): carbohydrate metabolic process; glucosylceramide catabolic process
Cellular component (GO): membrane
Molecular function (GO): glucosylceramidase activity; beta-glucosidase activity
Source: RefSeq, a predicted model, not a curated record